Molecule: messenger RNA, 491 nt
Organism: Ceraceosorus bombacis
Lineage: Eukaryota; Fungi; Basidiomycota; Exobasidiomycetes; Ceraceosorales; Ceraceosoraceae
Source: the annotation of a GenBank genome assembly
AUGCCACCCAAACGACCAAGUGAAGGCGACGCGCCGCCUGAUAGGCCCACCAAGCAAACCAAAGAAGGCAAAGGCGAGAACAAGUUGGCUUGGAGCGCAGAGGAUGGUGAGCAGUCAUGCGUGCAGGAGACCUGGGCUGUCAUUCCCGGACGGAUGGAACAAGACCUUGAGCCGGACCCCAUCGUGUUGACGCUGUAGCUCACCUACACUCAUGCCCGCCCCUGCAGAUCGCAAGUUCCUACUCGCCUUCAUGGCUCUGGACGAUCAACCACCCGCCUUUCCCGAGCACAAAAAAGCCAAGCUGGCCGAAUUGAUGGGGCGCAGUCCUACAUCGAUCAAGGUGAGUUCGACGCUGGUGAAUCGUCGAUCUGGUGCUCUGGCCGCUUAUUCCUUCAGCUUCUUCAUGUCAGAGUCGCUGGUUCAUUACUCUGAGACCUGCUAUGAAACAGAUCAGCGAAGGUCUGGGAGAGGCACAGCCUCAGAAGGAGUGA